CCUCACCAGCACCGUCCAACGCGUCGCAGCUAUUCCGAACAAUUCAGUCAGGUUGUACUACAUUCCUAACUACAUUCCAGGGCAAGCGGAGCCCUUUUCAUAAUCAACACCGUCUCUACAUAUUCGCAUAACGCCUUUUGCUCUUAACCCAGACUACUCAAAUACAAUGCGCAUUGAGAAGGACGAGAACGGCCAAGAGAUCGUUGUUACAUGGGCUCUCAAUCCACGAGGCACCGAGCUUUUGGCUUGGGGCGGAUCAGGCCAUAUUUUUUACUGGCCAGAGAAUACGACAGAAGUUAUGAAACUUCCAACAACAGAUCCGAGUUCGAUAGAGGACAUUGAAAUCGAGAAACGUAUCUACAAACGCCUAGGAAGCCAUCCCAACAUUGUACCUUGUCUCCGAAUCGCCGAAACUGGUCCAGUCUCAGUAUGCGCUAAGCAUAUUGUUCUCAAACGCGCCGAGCAUGGCACCAUUCGCCAGUACUUUCUCGACGGCGGUACCGCAACAGUAGAUGAGCGUAUCAAAUGGUGCCGAGAUAUCGCAAAAGCUGUUCAGUACAUUCACGAUCAUGGUAUCAGGCACGGUGAUAUAGGCGGCCGAAAUAUUCUCCUGGAUUCAUCAAGGACGGUUUUGCUGUGCGAUUUUGCUGGAUCUGGCCUUGAUGGAAACCCUCCCAGAGUCAAGGCGGAAGAAGGUUUCAAGCAUCCAGUUCUUGAAGAAAACUGGAACGGAACUAUGCGGUCUGAGCUACAUGCUCUGGGGUCGACAAUUUAUGAGAUCAUCACUUCCAAAAGGCCACAUUACGAACUUCAAGACUGGAUGGUCAAUUGGAUUCGAGAGCGUAACUAUCCAGGCGUUGCAGAUGAUCAUGUCGAGGGUUGGAUGGUCCAACUCUGGCUCCAAGAGGGCAUUUAUCCAGACGUCUCUGAGAUCAAGCUUGGAGAUAUUAUUUCCAAAUGCUGGAAGGGUCAGUUCAACUCUGCAGAAGAGGUAGCACAAAGCAUUCAAAGUGAGAUAGGAAACUCUGAGGCCCAAAAUAAUAUGAAUACGGUUAAGUAACCAAAGAGCUAUCGUGUAGCAGAGGGACGAGGAAGCACUUAGAAUAGUCAUUAU
Molecule: messenger RNA, 1114 nt
Organism: Trematosphaeria pertusa
Lineage: Eukaryota; Fungi; Ascomycota; Dothideomycetes; Pleosporales; Trematosphaeriaceae
Product: kinase-like protein
Exons: 2
Coding region: 167-1060 (297 amino acids)
Biological process (GO): protein phosphorylation
Cellular component (GO): cytoplasm
Molecular function (GO): ATP binding; protein serine/threonine kinase activity
Source: RefSeq, a predicted model, not a curated record